AUGUCAUCAGCUCCAGCCACCAACUAUAAAGUUGCAGAUAUUUCAUUAGCUGCUUUUGGUAGAAAAGAUAUUGAAUUAUCAGAAAAUGAAAUGCCAGGUUUAAUGUAUAUUAGAAAAAAAUAUGGUGCAUCAAAACCAUUAAAAGGUGCAAGAAUUGCUGGUUGUUUACAUAUGACUAUUCAAACUGCUGUUUUAAUUGAAACUUUAGUUGAAUUAGGUGCUGAAGUUACUUGGUCAUCAUGUAAUAUUUUUUCAACUCAAGAUCAUGCUGCUGCUGCUAUUGCUGCUGCUGGUGUACCAGUAUUUGCAUGGAAAGGUGAAACUGAAGAAGAAUAUCAAUGGUGUAUUGAACAACAAUUAUUUGCUUUUAAAGAUGAUAAAAAAUUAAAUUUAAUUUUAGAUGAUGGUGGUGAUUUAACUUCAUUAGUUCAUGAAAAAUAUCCAGAAAUGUUGGAAGAUUGUUUUGGAUUAUCUGAAGAAACUACUACUGGUGUUCAUCAUUUAUAUAAAUCUUUAAGAGAUGGUAAAUUAAAAGUUCCAGCUAUAAAUGUUAAUGAUUCAGUUACAAAAUCUAAAUUUGAUAAUUUAUACGGUUGUAGAGAAUCAUUAAUUGAUGGUAUUAAAAGAGCUACUGAUGUUAUGAUUGCUGGUAAAGUUGCUGUUGUUGCAGGUUUUGGUGAUGUUGGUAAAGGUUGUGCUAUGGCUUUACAAGGUAUGGGAGCAAGAGUUAUUGUUACUGAAAUUGAUCCAAUAAAUGCUUUACAAGCUGCUGUUUCAGGUUAUCAAGUUGCUCCAAUGGAUGAAGUUGCAUCAAUUGGUCAAAUUUUUGUUACUACAACUGGUUGUAGAGAUAUUAUUGUUGGUAAACAUUUUGAACAAAUGCCAGAAGAUGCAAUUGUUUGUAAUAUUGGACAUUUUGAUAUUGAAAUUGAUGUUGCUUGGUUAAAAGCCAAUGCUAAAUCAGUUGUUAAUAUUAAACCACAAGUUGAUAGAUAUUUAAUGAAUAAUGGUCGUCAUAUUAUUUUAUUAGCUGAUGGUAGAUUAGUUAAUUUAGGAUGUGCUACUGGUCAUUCAUCAUUUGUUAUGUCAUGUUCUUUUAGUAAUCAAGUUUUAGCUCAAAUUGCUUUAUUCAAUGCCAAUAAUGAAGAAUUUAGAAAACAAUAUCCAGAAUUUGCAAAAUCAGGUCCAUUUGAUGUUGGUGUACAUUUAUUACCAAAAAUCUUGGAUGAAACUGUUGCAAGAUGUCAUUUAGAUCAUUUAAACGCUAGAUUAACUAAAUUAACUGAUGUUCAAGCUGAAUAUUUAGGUAUCCCACAAGAAGGUCCUUUCAAAGCUGAAAUUUACAGAUAUUAG
Molecule: messenger RNA, 1353 nt
Organism: Lodderomyces jiufengensis
Lineage: Eukaryota; Fungi; Ascomycota; Pichiomycetes; Serinales; Debaryomycetaceae
Gene: SAH1
Product: adenosylhomocysteinase
Exons: 1
Coding region: 1-1353 (450 amino acids)
Biological process (GO): L-methionine cycle
Cellular component (GO): cytosol
Molecular function (GO): adenosylhomocysteinase activity
Source: RefSeq, a predicted model, not a curated record